AUAAUUUUAUUAUACAAAAGUGUGGUCACUCUGGCAGAUUUCACUUAUUGUUGUGGUAUUUUUAUUUGGUUCUUGGAAAACUGAAUGAAAUAAUGAUGGCUCGCCAAUCUGAAAAGAUAGCCAUUAUCGAUCAUAAAACCUACGAGAACAUCCAUAACAAGGACAAUGCUUCAUCAAGCAAGAGGAGUCCCACCAGCUCAAAGUACAGGAAAAAGCACAGGAAUGCAGAGAAGCCGACACUCCUGGAUUUUGUGAUCAAACCUCGUCAGCCACAAAAACAAACAAAGGCGAGGAAACUCAGAGGGCCACAUUUGACGAUUGCCAAGAGAAGCCUCCUUCGAACCAAGCCCAAGCGCAAGGGAAAGGUGCGCCUGAAUCCAAAAAAAAAGGUUACCAAGUUGAAGAAGUCUAUUUGGUGUUAUCGCGCCUCGAAAAAGGAAACGCCAGCUGAGGAAACCGAGGGAAUAUCGAAUGAGACUCGAGAGUAUGGACAGUCAGAACAAGACUCUAAAGACCUAAUGGAGAACCAAUUACAAAACCUCUCUUUAAAAGAUAAGGAUACUAUGGGAAUUACUCCACAAAUCCAAGCCGUGCAUUCCAUACAUUCCCGACGCUUCAGAAGCUAUUGUGAUAACUGCACUCGGCCUCGGCUUAAGGAUCUGACUAUUCAGUUGCUCAAGGAACUAGAUCGUUUUCAAAAACGCGCAUUUGCAAAAAAUGAAGUAAAGGCGCGUGCCCAUCCUAGGCUGGUGCUGGGUUUCAAUGAAGCACUAGCAAAGCUGAGGAUAAAAAAAGUGAAGUUGUUACUCCUGGCAACUGAUUGUGAGAAGUGUCCUGGGGAAAAUGGCAUAGAUGAGUUAAUAGAGGGUCUAAAAUUCCAAUGCCAGCAGCACAACGUCCCCUACUGUUUCUCGUUGUUGAGACGGGAGUUUUCAUAUGCCCUUCAGAAGAGGGCCCAGAUCGCCUGUGCGGCUGUCCUUGAUUACGAUGGGGCCAAUACCGUCUUCGCUGAUAUCCUAAAUGAAUUGGAGGACGCCCGUAAGGAAUACAAACGACUGACUGCGUUGUGA
This is a messenger RNA of Drosophila bipectinata, 1070 nucleotides long. RefSeq names its product SECIS-binding protein 2 (gene Sbp2). Gene Ontology annotation, molecular function: selenocysteine insertion sequence binding; mRNA 3'-UTR binding; ribonucleoprotein complex binding. Gene Ontology annotation, cellular component: ribonucleoprotein complex. Gene Ontology annotation, biological process: selenocysteine incorporation. Lineage: Eukaryota; Metazoa; Arthropoda; Insecta; Diptera; Drosophilidae. The record is from RefSeq and is a predicted model, not a curated record.